CCGCGCGGAGCGCGUGUGGGGUGCUUGUGGAUCGUGCGGGUCUGUAGGAUUUUGAAAUUAGUGGCGGGGAAGCGCAGAGUUAGAGCUCCCCGGGUGGGAACUGAAGUGACGCCCUGAGGGAGCUGCCGGUCCGGGCGUUUCUGCCGCGGGACCCGGGCUGAGCGCGCACGUGUGAGCGCCGCUGAGGGAGUGCCCGGCGGUGUCGCCGCCAGCCGGGCCCGGAGCGCGCGUGUGCUCCGCGAUGCUGCAGCGUCCCGACUGCACCCGAGUCUCCUGCCGCCCGCCCCGGCUCUCCUCGCCUCAGCUCCGGGAAGGGCAGCAUCGCUGCCGCUGAGCCUCCGAGGGCAUGCCAGCGGGCCUCACGGGGCCGGCCGGCGCCGCUGCUCCUGUAGUCUCGAGCGCCUCGGGGACCGUGACUAUGGCCCCGGUCGCUGCGCUGCCUGUGCGGGUGGAGAGCACCCCGGUGGCCCUGUGCCCUGUGACUAAGGCCCCUGUCAAUGUCUGCGUGGAUUCUGUGGCGCCCCAGUCCUUGCCAGCCCCAGUGGGGACUCUAGUGACCAAAGUGGUUCCUGUCACUGCCCUUCCUAAACUCGGCGGCCCCAGGCUGCCCGCUCCUCAGAUAGUCACCGUGAAAACUCCUAGCACCACGACAAUCCAACUACCGGCUAAUUUGCAGCUUCCUCCAGGAACAGUUUUGAUCAAAAGUAACAGUGGUCAGUUGAUGCUGGUUUCUCCUCAGCAAGCUGUAGCAGGAGCCAAGACCACAAGUACCAUAACUCCAAGACCAGCAGUACCAGCAAACACUCAAACAGUCAAGAUCUGUACAGUGCCGAAUUCUAGCUCACAAUUAAUGAAGAAAGUAACGGUGGCUCCUGUUAAAAGUUUGACACAGAUAGGAACUACUGUGGCAACCACUGCCUCCAGUGCUUCCUCAGGACAACCUGUGACUGUACCAAGCAGUGUUGUCACAGUUACUCCUGCAAAGCCGGUGAAUAAUGUAUCCAUCCUGAAGUCAUCAAGUUUGGGAAUAUUAUCUACUCCCUCAAAUGACUCGAGUCUAAAAGCCGAGACGUCAGCAUCUGCUCAGACUAGUCUUCCUCCGACAGUUCUAGAAAAUGUGAAAAAAUGCAAAAACUUCCUUUCAAUGUUAAUAAAACUGGCAUGUAGUGGAUCACAGUCUCCAGAAAUGGGGCAGAAUGUGAAGAAGCUGGUGGAACAACUUUUGGAUGCAGAAAUUGAAGCAGAAGAGUUUACUAGGAAACUAUAUAUUGAACUCAAGUCUGCACCUCAGCCGCACCUUGUCCCUUUUCUUAAGAAAAGCGUGGUUGCCUUAAGACAGCUUCUUCCAAACUCCCAGAGCUUCAUUGAGAACUGUGUUCAGGAAGUUUCUGGUGAUGUGGUCAUUUCCUCCUGUGCCAUGACAACAGCAACUUCUCCUGUGGUGACAAGUACAGUUUCCCCAGUCAUUGUCUCUGGAGCAGCAGUGCCCAGAACUCUGUCUGUUCAACAGACUCUCAAUUCACUUGCUGGCCCAGGAGGAGCAAACACUGGAGUUGUGACGCUGCAUUCUGUGACCCCAGCCACUGCAACAGGAGGUACAACAGCUACAACUGUUUUGCUUCAGACUCCAAAACCACUUACAACACCAGUACCAAAUACAGUGGCAGCAGUGUCCCUUCAGCCUGAGAAUCCAGUCGUGUCUGGGGCAGCAGUAACACUGGCUGUUCCCUCAGCAACUUUGGGAGAAGCGUCAGCUCAACCUCUCUGUCUUCCAUCUGUGAAGACUGCCAUUACCUCUGCUGGGACCAAAGCCGAGAAAGCUGCCAUUAGCACUCCAGUCCAGAUCACACUGGCACAGCCAGGCCCCCUCCUUCCACAGUCUGCUGGCAUUCCACAGGCAGGCAAAGCCAAGCAACUAGUGAGUACCAUUUCACUUCUUCCUCAGCCACUCAAAAUAGUCACACAUGCAGAAAACUGCCAAGACUCUGCCUACUUCCUAGAUUUGACUAGGUGGAAUUCUUUUAGCCUCACUUGUUCAGUAGCCCUCUCUAUGUUGUAUAGACAAGUCACACAGCGUUUUUACUGAACAUUUGAGAGUUCUAGAAGUUGUGAUUGUGUAUCUCAAAAUCUUAUGUAUAUUUGCCCCUCCCCUUCCUUCCCUGUCCCCUUCCUUUCCUCUUUUCUUCCUUCCCUUCCUUCUUUUUCAGUGCUACAGAUUGUACAUUCUUAAGCAUUCUGGGCAGACAUUCUACCACUGAGCUAUAUCAUUGGCCUUUUAAAAA
Rattus rattus (black rat) is the source of this 2282-nucleotide messenger RNA. Its product is annotated as transcription initiation factor TFIID subunit 4B-like. Gene Ontology annotation, biological process: DNA-templated transcription; transcription initiation at RNA polymerase II promoter. The transcript is spliced from 7 exons. Bases 347 to 2086 code for a protein of 579 amino acids. Lineage: Eukaryota; Metazoa; Chordata; Mammalia; Rodentia; Muridae. Gene Ontology annotation, molecular function: RNA polymerase II general transcription initiation factor activity; DNA binding. The record is from RefSeq and is a predicted model, not a curated record. Gene Ontology annotation, cellular component: transcription factor TFIID complex.